Molecule: messenger RNA, 3445 nt
Organism: Oryza brachyantha (malo sina)
Lineage: Eukaryota; Viridiplantae; Streptophyta; Magnoliopsida; Poales; Poaceae
Product: zinc protease PQQL-like
Exons: 21
Coding region: 48-3143 (1031 amino acids)
Biological process (GO): proteolysis
Molecular function (GO): metal ion binding; metalloendopeptidase activity
Source: RefSeq, a predicted model, not a curated record
UCCCUUUCUCUCUUUCCCCUCCCACCGCCCUGUGCGCGCGGCCGGCCAUGGAUCUGCUCCCGCCGGCGACGGAGCCGCCGGCCGGGGGGCCAGGCGGAGGCGGCGCCGGAGGCGGGGGCGCGGGCGCGGCGGGGAGGCGGCUGCGGAGGGGCGUCGGGUUCCGGUCGCUGAAGCUGGUUAGCGUCUCCAUGGACGAGCCUCUCCCGGCGGAGCCCGUCGGCGUCGCGUACGGCCGCCUCGCCAACGGGCUCACCUACUACGUCCGCUCCAACCCCAAGCCCCGCAUGCGCGCCGCCCUCUCCCUCGCCGUCAAGGUCGGGUCGGUGGUGGAGGAGGAGGACGAGCGCGGGGUGGCGCAUAUCGUCGAGCACCUUGCCUUCAGCGCCACGUCGCGCUACACCAACCACGAUAUCGUCAAGUUCCUCGAGAGCAUCGGGGCUGAGUUCGGCGCCUGCCAGAACGCGCUCACCUCCUCGGACGAGACCAUCUACGAGCUGCUUGUCCCCGUCGACAAACCCGGACUGCUCUCACAAGCCAUCUCAGUACUUGCCGAGUUCAGCUCCGAGGUUCGGGUGUCGGCAGAGGAUUUGGAGAAAGAGAGGGGUGCUGUACUGGAGGAGUACAGGGGUGGACGAAAUGCCACUGGGCGGAUGCAGGACUCCCAUUGGGCAUUGUUGUUCGAGGGUUCCAAGUAUGCAGAACGCCUGCCUAUAGGUACUGAAAAGGUGAUACGGACUGUUCCACACGAGACUGUUAGGCAGUUCUAUCAUAAGUGGUACCAUCUAAGCAACAUGGCUGUCUUUGCUGUAGGGGAUUUCCCAGAUACACAGGCUGUUGUUGAAAUGAUAAAGGAACACUUUGGCCAGAAAAUCCCAGCUUCAUGUCCUCCACCAGCUAUACCAGACUUUCCAGUACCAUCACAUAUUGAACCUCGAUUUUCAUGUUUUGUGGAAUCUGAAGCUGCAGGGUCAGCUGUUGUUGUUAGCUGCAAGAUGCCUGCUGAUAGAAUUAAAACGGUGAACGAUUAUCGGGAUUCCCUGGCAGAGUCAAUGUUUCAUUGGGCUUUGAACCAAAGGUUCUUCAAAAUAUCUCGUAGGAAUGAUCCUCCGUACUUUUCUUGCUCUUCUGCUGCAGAAGCUCUAGUGCGACCAGUGAAGGCAUAUAUUAUGACAUCCAGUUGUCGUGAAAGGGGAACAGUCGAGGCUCUUGAGUCUAUGCUGCUUGAGGUUGCUAGGGUUCGGCUCCAUGGAUUUUCUGAUCGUGAGAUAUCCAUUGCACGGGCUUUAAUGAUGUCAGACAUUGAGUCUGCAUACUUGGAACGUGAUCAGAUGCAGUCAACAACCCUUCGGGAUGAAUUCUUGCAGCAUUUUCUUCAUGAAGAUCCUGUUGUCGGGAUUGAAUACGAAGCACAGUUGCAGAAGACUCUUCUUCCCCAUAUUUCUUCUGCCGAAGUGGUAAAGUUUGCAGCAAACUUUUCAACAACAAGCAGCUGCGUUAUCAAGGUAGUUGAGCCUCGAGCUCAUGCUUCUUUGGAGGAUUUGAAAGCAAUCGUAUUGAAAAUCAAUACUCUUGAAAAAGACAAUGCUAUUCCUCCAUGGGAUGAAGAGCAAAUCCCAGAAGAAAUUGUCAGCCAAAGUCCAGAGCCAGGGAGUAUUCUUGAUAAAGUGGAGCACCCAGGAAUUGGUGCUACAGAGAUGAUACUUUCAAAUGGCAUGCGAAUUUGCUACAAGUGUACUGACUUCCUUGAUGAUCAGGUUGUUUUUACUGGGUUUGCUUAUGGCGGUCUGUCUGAAUUGUCUGAAGAUGAAUAUACCUCAUGUUCAAUGGGUUCAACAAUAGCAGGAGAGAUUGGCAUUUUUGGCUACAGACCAUCUGUCCUGAUGGACAUGCUUGCUGGCAAGAGAGCUGAAGUUGGUACAAAAGUUGGGGCAUACAUGAGAUCAUUUUCUGGGGACUGCUCACCUUCAGAUCUUGAAACUGCUUUGCAGCUUGUCUACCAACUAUUUGCCACAAAGGUGGAGCCAAGAGAGGAAGAAGUAAAAAUAGUAAUGCAAAUGGCAGAGGAAGCUAUCUAUGCUCAAGAAAGAGACCCGUACACUGCAUUUGCAAAUCGUGCGCGGGAGAUAAAUUAUGGGAAUUCAUACUUCUUUAAGCCAAUUAAAAUAAGCGACUUGAAGAAGGUGGAUCCAAUAAGAGCAUGUGAAUAUUUCAACAAUUGCUUCAAGGAUCCAUCAUCUUUUACUGUUGUAAUAGUUGGAAACAUAGACCCAUCUAUCUCAGUUCCACUGAUUUUGCAGUACUUGGGUGGAAUACCAAAUGUAAGGGAUGCAGUGCAGCCACUUACUCGUGAUGAUCUAAAAGGUCUGCCCUUCAAGUUUCCGGAGACUAUUAUUAGAGAAGUUGUUCGCAGCCCUAUGGUUGAAGCCCAAUGCUUUGUGCAACUAGGAUUUCCUGUGGUUUUAAAGAGUGCAGCAAUGACAGAGGACAUUCACUAUGUUGGGUUUCUAAUUAAACUUCUGGAAACAAGAAUCAUGCAAGUGCUCCGUUUCAAAUAUGGGCAGAUUUACUCAGUCAAUGUAGGUGUCUUUUUAGGUGGCAACAAACCUUCAAGAAGUGGCGAUGUUCGUGGAGACAUAAGUGUGAAUUUUUCGUGUGAUCCAGACAUGUCAUCUAAACUUGUUGGCUUUGUGCUGGAAGAGAUAUCGUAUCUACAGAAUGAAGGCCCUUCUGAAGAAGAUGUAUUAACUAUCCUUGAAAUUGAACAAAGAGCUCAUGAAAAUGGACUACAGGAAAAUUACUACUGGCUGGAUCGAAUUCUGCGGAGCUAUCAAUCAAGGGUUUAUUCUGGAGAUGUCGGAUCCACCUUUGAGAUUCAAGAUGAGGGGCGUCUAAAGGUUAGAGACGCUUUGACACCAGAAGCGAUGCAGUUGGCCUUGCAAAGAGUUGUGCCUUUCCCUUGUAGGAAACAGUUCACUGUUGUUAUUCUUAUGCCGAAGUCAUCCUGCUGGGAUUCGUUCAAGACACUGCUUACUUGGAGCUCUGGUGGGUUUAGCAGAGAUGCCAAGAUUUUGGCUGGCAUGGCUGGCGCAGUAGUCUUAGCGGUCACUUUGUGGAGAUAUUCACGUAGCGCAUUGAGAUCGUAGCAGGUAACACGGCCUGUUACACUUGACUGUUUUAGUAAAGAUCCAAAAAAAUGGAUCUACGGAGACAAUCAUCUGCUUUGCUCUGGGGUUUUGGUGAUUGUUUGUCACAGGAGAAAGUAUACGGCAAUCGGUAACUACUAACAGAUUCAUUUGCUCGCAUGCAAAGUGCUAAGCCUGUAACAACAUUUGUGAUUCUUUUAUUGCCGCAUGCGUGCCUGUAACAGACGCUGAUGUAUAUUGGCACCUCCCACCAUUUCAUUUGAUUCUCUAGACUGAAUGAAUUAAUGAAAGUAGGAAAACAA